AUGCGUGUCAAUAUCUACACGUGGACCGGUACAUUACUGGCACGUUUUCACGCACAGUUGACCUACCCGGUCUCGGUGGCCGUGGAUUCGGCCUACUGCAUCUACAUCACAGACAAUUUGGCCCACUGUGUGGUUGUGUUCAACUAUGCUGGAGAUGUGCUGGGCAAAAUCGGUUCACCUGGACUGACCAACUACCCAUUUGGUGUGACCAUCCUAACCAGGAGCAGCCUGGACACCGGUCCGAACAUGUCCUCAUGCGCGUCCCACGUGAACGGUUCACCGAAUGGUUCCGAACUGGUGGUGGUUGGUGAGAUUUUUCAUUCUAUGUUCAUAUAUACAUAUAUACAUAUAUAUAUAUAUAUCGAUUCUGCGCGUAAAUUAUAUCUAAAUGCGAAUGUUCAACAGUGA
Molecule: messenger RNA, 408 nt
Organism: Echinostoma caproni
Lineage: Eukaryota; Metazoa; Platyhelminthes; Trematoda; Plagiorchiida; Echinostomatidae
Source: the annotation of a GenBank genome assembly